Messenger RNA from Naegleria gruberi, 477 nucleotides. RefSeq lists its product as uncharacterized. The coding region runs from base 1 to 477 and encodes 158 amino acids. The record is from RefSeq and is a predicted model, not a curated record. NCBI's taxonomy places the organism in Eukaryota, Heterolobosea, Eutetramitea, Acrasida, Naegleriidae. The transcript has a single exon.
AUGACAACAACAAAUCAACAAGAUGACAUCUGCUAUUUUCAUUCAAAUGAACCAUUGAAAGAUCAACAAUUAAUUACUUCCUCAUUAGUAUUAAACAAUUCUAACUACAAUGAGGCAUUAGAAACCUUUCCAAUAACAAUACCUCUGCCCACAACCAAUAAUGAAAAUACUACCACGCUCAAUACCAUACCAAUAAUCAAUAAUCAGAAGAAGAGAAAGAUUUCCUCUUCCUUCAAAUAUUAUACAAGUCCAAAUACAGAAAAGAAGAAGAAAAUCUCAAUUUCAUCCACUUCUAUUACUACUUCAUCUUGUCAUUGUUCAAAUAAUGUAUAUUGUAAAUUAUCUUGUAAUUGUAUUGUAAAUUCAAAUCCAAAACAUUUGAAAAGAAGAGAAUAUCAAAAGAGAAAGACCUAUUCAAAUUCAGCACAAGCUCAAAUGGAAUUUAAUUUUCCAAUAUGGACUUUUCAUUUGGAAUAA